GGAGGAGCACUGAUCUCUUAAAGGCUGAAAGAAAGAGGAAGUUGUACAGACUGUGGUUGAGCAGACCUGAUUACUCAUGCCCACUUGCCUGCCAUUAUUUUCUCCACAUUUAAACUAUGACAAAAAUAUUAGUGUGCGUUUGUCUUCUUUCGGCUCUGAGUUUUGUGGAGGUGAAGACUCUCAGCAAAGAGGGACAUGUUGGGAAAGAUGUUAUAUUUAAAUGUUCUGACUGGAAUGCUUGGACUGAUGUACGACAAAAUGCUAAGUAUCUUUGUCACAGUCCAUGCAAUGAAAACAAACAUAUCAUCAUCAAAGCAGAAUUUGGAAAGACUACAUCUAAGGACAGAAUAGAGAUAACUAACACUGAAGAAGGAUUAUUUGUGACCUUCACUAAUCUUAAAAAGUCAGAUUCCAAAAAAUAUUAUUGUGGAGUUGAGAGAUUUGGUCGUGACAGAUUUAUAGAGUUGAAUCUUAAAGUUAUUGAAGGUAAGUUCAUGUUCUUCAUUUUUAUUUUAAUAAAACACUAUUUGUCAAAUAAUACUAACAUCUCAGGUAAUGAACAAAGCAGUAUACUGUAUAUUAUGUCUUUACUUUCAGCUGAGCCUCCAGUUCGAAGGACACCUAGUGAACCAGUGACUGUUGCACCAUCAGUGUCAUUUGCUGUUACUAACACCUUUACAUCGUCUUCACCCAACAAUAUCAGCACUGAGGAGCCUGAGGUUAACACUACCAGUAAUGUUCAUAUGAAAUCAAAUGAACUAACAGAGCAAGGGUCUGGACAUUUACCAUAUCUGAUCAUAAGUUUUGUUGCCAUCUUAGUCACACUAAUGGUCCUAAUGCCACUAAUGAAGAGACAGCACAAAGUCGUGUCAAGUGCCAAUUCUCCGUAUCAAGUUGCUCAAGAAGAUGAUGUAUAUGAAGAAAUAGAUCUUGAAGAGCAUCAAACUGGGAGGCAGCCUGUAGCAGCUUCGACUCACCACUUCUCUGCAGCCAGCGCUGGACUUGACCCAGACAGUCUGUAUGCAAAUGCUACUUACCUUCAAGAUAUGUCAGAUAAGUCAAAAGUCAGCCGAGGAGCUGCGUGUGCAAAGAGCAGAGACGCAUUUCAUGCUUGUGAAACGGUGUACUCUUUUGCUCAACAACCCAAAAAGAAAACAGAACGCAAUCAAAACUCUCAACCAACGCAAUUUGAAAGCCAUGACAAUGAUUUUCUAUAUUCGCUGGCUCAGCUAACGUAGGCAAGCAGAAGGUGAACACUGUGCAUGGGAUAAUUAAAAGGAAUUUUUAUUUUCUAAAUUUCUUACUAAAUCUUCUGAUUUCUUCCUGAUUUUUGGAAAUACACUGACCUCUGAUACUCUAGCCAGUGAAAGUACUGAAAAUGAGUCUGGAAGGUCAAAAGGGACAGCAGGAAAUGAAUGUGAGAGCCUGAACACUGACUUACUUCCUGAAAGAACUGUGCAGCAAAGAUCUGUUCUACUUCCGCAACUCACCCUGGACGUCUAAAUACAGAUAUGAAUCAUUAGCCCAGUGUCACACUUCUGUGUUUCUUUAUGUAUUCCAAUGAGUUGGCUGUUUAAUACAUUUGCUACAUUUACAUUAUUCUUUAGAUUCACUUCAGCAAUGUCUGUCUGUUGUGGGGAGUUUUUUUUGUUUUUGUAUUCUAGUAUGAAAGAUAAGUUGAUAAUAACGACAAAGUUCUUACAAGUGUUAUUUUGCACUUCCUGCAUCUUGAGGUUUUUUGACAAUCAUCACAGCCACCACAUGAACGUGGCAUGUGAACAUUCAUGUGCCAGUGCCAAGUUUGUUCAUUGUAGCCCAUGUUCAAAAUAAAAAAAAAGGAACCA
Messenger RNA from Mugil cephalus (flathead mullet), 1844 nucleotides. RefSeq lists its product as uncharacterized. Bases 117 to 1238 code for a protein of 373 amino acids. The transcript is spliced from 5 exons. NCBI's taxonomy places the organism in Eukaryota, Metazoa, Chordata, Actinopteri, Mugiliformes, Mugilidae. The record is from RefSeq and is a predicted model, not a curated record.